Chironomus riparius is the source of this 1934-nucleotide messenger RNA. The record is from the annotation of a GenBank genome assembly. Lineage: Eukaryota; Metazoa; Arthropoda; Insecta; Diptera; Chironomidae.
GCCACAAUGAUUCAGAUUUGAAAAAAAUGUUCAAAUAAUCCUUGUGCAUAAUAUUUUUCAGACACAUUGAAGUAAUGAAAUUUUUUAUUGAUAUUCUCUAGUUUAGGACUUUUAAUGCCUUUAAUCUUACUUGAUUAUUGAUUCCUCAAAAUAUUAAGUCAUGAAAUUGAGGAUAAAUAAGUUUUUUUUUACAAAUUUCACAAAUGUUUAUCAAAAAAUUUGGCGCACGAUAGUAAUUUGUAUGAAAAAUUAACUAAUUUUCAAUCGCAAAUAUCUCGCUUCGGGCAUAUUUGGGCAUGUACACAUUAAUAUGGAAGGUUAAUUAGACUUUGUUCUUUAUAUUUAAAUAGGUUUGGUAGAAGCGGAAAGACGCGAAUUUAACUUAUGAGUGUUUAAAGUCUUGGUAAAUUUCAAAAAAAUUAAUCAUGUAUAUUCGCCCAAUUAAUAGGUUUUCUUUUGGUUUCUUCACACAAACACAAAGUACUAAGCUUAAUUAAGCUGGUUAUCAGGAUUAAAACAAGAAAUUUGAAGUGGAAAGGAGAAAAAAUUUAAGAAAAAUAUUUGUUGUCAUUUUGUAAACAAAUUUAUUGGCAUCUUAAAAUCGAAUUUUUGUGAAUUAGACAACAAAUUGGAAUGUGAUAUUUUUACAGAACAUAAAACACAUCAUGUUCUUUAAUCUGGCAUUUAAAACAUAUAGUUUAAUUAACUUGUUAUUUUUGAAUUUUUGAACAUUUUUUUCAAAUCUGAAUCAUUGUGUAAUGUGCUUUAUUUUUAUAUAUUUUUUUUAGCGUGAAUCUAGAAAAUAUUCAUUCAGAAAAAAAAGUAUAAAGGAACAACAAAAAAUAAAUUCAUUUUUAUUUCGUAGAAUUUUCCAUAAUUUACAAUUUUUGCACGGUGCCACGGUUGAUUUGAGAUGUAGCAAUUUUGAUGUGACUCGAUUGAGUGAGAUUUCGUAUCAAUGUGGAAAGGAAUUGACGUGCUUUUUUGAAAACAUUCAUUCGGAUAAUGAGACGCAGUUUGUGUAUUCUGCAGACCGAUAUGUACAUUCUUACAAGUGCCUUGGAUUUGUUAAUUCAUCCAUCGAUCAACUACCGAUUGACAUAUUCAAACGAUAUCCAAAUAUAGAGAUUUUAUAUGCUGCAAACUUGGGUUUAAAGUCUGUGAGCCGGUCGUUAUUUGAGACAGCUGGGAAGCUUGUUGAUUUACAUUUAGAAGGAAAUAACAUAACAGAUUUGGAAAACUUUUUAUUCUAUGGUGCGUUAAAUUUACGUCGCGUCAUGCUGUCUCAUAAUGAAAUCACAUCGAUUGGAAAGGAUGCAUUUAAGAAAAUGACAAUAAAGCCAGUAACGGUUUAUGACAACACAUUUCAGCAGAAACUUGAAGAGAUUGAUUUAUCGCAUAAUAAACUGACAAAUCUUCAUCAUGAGACAUUUUCCCAGCUGAAUUCAUUGAUAAUCUUGAAUCUUAAGCAUAAUAAUAUCCGCUUAAAGUAUGGACAAUUUCCUUUAACACUUAAACGACUUGAUUUGAGCUACAAUCAAUUGAAGGAUUUUACAUUGAGACAACUUUUAGGUUCGCAGCUAUUAGAGGAAUUGAAGCUGAACGGAAACUUUUUCGAUAAUGCAAAAAUUGAGUUUUUAUUCCCGGAAGCAAUAUUUCAACUGAUGCAUGUCUAUCGUUUCGAGAUGUCAGACACGUUUAAUUGCAUGCAGUUGGCUGAUGUGUUGCUCUAUUUUAAAAAAAUAAACCGUAAUAUAAUCGUGCAAUUUGAAAAUGAAGUGACGAACUCGUCAAAUAUUUUUGGAAUUUCAUGCGUUGACGCAAGUGACACGAGCUAGGAAUUAUGAUGAUAAUUGACGUCAUGCAUCGAUGAGAAUGAAAUCGAAUGUGGUCAAAAAAAUGUAAUUUGAGUUGUUUUUAUUAAAGAAAUGAAG